AUGUCUGCUCCAGUCGUGGACCUUGUUGCGCCAAAUGGCGCCAAAAUCGCACUUCCAACCGGUCUUUUCAUCAACAAUGAAUUUGUCAAGUCACAAUCCAAUGGCAAAAUCGUGAGCAUUAGCCCCAGCGAUGAAUCAGAGAUUACAUCAGUGGAAGCUGCCGGCCCCGAAGACGUGGACCGGGCCGUCAAGGCCGCCCGCGCCGCUCUUACUUCCCCCGAAUGGGGAGGCAUCUCAAACACUGAGCGCGGUGCUCUCAUGUACAAGCUUGGAGACCUUGUGGAAGCUCACAAGGACACACUUGCUACCCUCGAGACUUGGGAUAAUGGAAAGCCCUUCACCGUUGCUAGAGAUGACGAUCUUGGCGAGGCUGUUGCUGUGCUUCGCUACUAUGCUGGCUGGGCUGAUAAAAUUCACGGCUUAACAAUACCCACAACACCUCAAAAGUUUGCUUAUACGCUCAAGCAACCAAUUGGCGUAUGCGGGCAAAUCAUUCCUUGGAACUUCCCUAUCAUGAUGGCAGCUUGGAAGUUGGGUCCUGCUCUCGCUUGCGGUAAUACAAUCGUUCUAAAGCCCGCUGAGCAGACACCUAUUUCCAUUCUCUAUUUCGCUACCCUUGUUCAAAAGGCAGGGUUUCCUCCUGGUGUAAUCAAUAUCAUCAAUGGACAUGGAAAGGAGGCUGGAGAUGCUCUUGUUACUCAUCCUGAUGUUGACAAGAUUGCAUUCACCGGAUCUACUGCUACAGCACGCCAUAUCAUGAAGGGAGCCAGUGUUAACCUCAAGGCUCUUACUCUGGAAACUGGCGGAAAGUCCCCGUUGGUUAUCUUUGAGGAUGCUGACCUGGACCAAGCUGCCAAAUGGGGUCAUUUGGGUAUUAUGUACAACCAGGGUCAAGUUUGCACCUCAACCUCCCGCAUCCUCGUCCACGAAAGCGUUUAUCAAGACUAUGUCGCCCGCUUCAAGAAGAUCACGUUAGAAAACAAAAUCGGAAAUCCAUUUGAGGACGACACAUUCCAGGGACCUCAAGUAACAAGGGCGCAGUAUGACCGUAUCCUGAAGUAUAUUGCCACUGGAAAGUCUGAGGGUGCCAACCUCGUUACAGGAGGUAACCCGCACAAGAACAUCCACGGCAAGGGCUUCUACAUUGAGCCAACGGUAUUUUCCGAUGUAAAGGAGAAUAUGCAGAUUUUCCAAGAGGAGGUCUUUGGUCCGUUCGUUUCCAUCACACCUUUCAAGAGGGAACAAGAAGCUAUCAACCUUGCCAAUGGCACCUGCUACGGCUUGGGAGCAGCUCUAUUCUCUAGAGACAUUGAGCGCUGUCACCGGGUCGCUGCGAGGCUUGAAUCAGGCAUGGUUUGGAUUAACAGCUCUAAUGACUCGGAUAUUCGUGUUCCCUUCGGAGGCGUCAAGCAGAGUGGUGUUGGUCGCGAACUGGGUGAGGCUGGACUGGCUGCAUACUCACAGACUAAGGCUGUUCAUGUGAACCUGGGUACGCUCCUUUAG
Molecule: messenger RNA, 1503 nt
Organism: Clonostachys rhizophaga
Lineage: Eukaryota; Fungi; Ascomycota; Sordariomycetes; Hypocreales; Bionectriaceae
Source: the annotation of a GenBank genome assembly